Messenger RNA from Aspergillus uvarum CBS 121591, 819 nucleotides. Its product is annotated as tubulin-folding cofactor B. Gene Ontology annotation, molecular function: microtubule plus-end binding. Gene Ontology annotation, biological process: cytoplasmic microtubule organization. The coding region runs from base 1 to 819 and encodes 272 amino acids. NCBI's taxonomy places the organism in Eukaryota, Fungi, Ascomycota, Eurotiomycetes, Eurotiales, Aspergillaceae. Gene Ontology annotation, cellular component: nucleus; microtubule plus-end; cytoplasm. The record is from RefSeq and is a predicted model, not a curated record. The transcript has 3 exons.
AUGGCUUUCCAACCCACGCCUGCGGAUAUUUCUGUUGUCAUUACUACGCCUGGCACAGGCUCCAGCGCCGAGCCACGCUUCUUGACGGAGCGCCGAGUCACUCCAACAUGGACUGUCAUGCAGCUGAAGACGAAGCUCGAGACCAUGACUGGUGUUCCGCCCGGCUGCCAGCGUCUUCGCCUUAGGUCACCUGGGCGCCCCGAUCAGUGGGUCGAAGAUGACAAUAGUAUUAUCGGUGAUUGGGGGUUGAUGAGAGGCUGCGAAAUAGAGGUCCAUGAUUCCCGCCCUCAGGCUUCGCGGCUUAACCUCACAGACCUGUCGUCCGUCGAGAAGUAUAUACUGCCGACAUCCACAUACGAAGCGCUCUCGAAUUCUGUUUUGGCGUGGAAAAAGAAUCAGAAGCUUGGUCGCUUCGAUCCCAAUACUGUAAGACCCGAAGAGGCGAUGCGCAGCCAAGCUUUGAAAGACGUUGGAGAGGUUGAACAAAGAGGCAUUGUCGUUAACAACCGAGCCAUUGUCCUUCCCUCGUCGCCGCCACAUGUUCGACGUGGCACAAUUCGCUUUGUUGGGCCAGUUCCGACAAUCCCUUUCCCUGGUGUGGAUCUUGAACUAGUAGAAAUCGACUCCGCAGAUUUUCCAGUCUGGGUAGGAAUUGAGCUCGACGAGCCACUGGGUAAGAACGACGGGAGUGUUGGCGGAAAGAGAUACUUUGUAUGCCCGAAUAAGACAGGUGUCUUUGUCAAACCUGAGAAAGUGGAAGUAGGAGACUUCCCGCCCUUGGGUUUGGAUGAUAUCGAUGCCGAAAUGGAGGAGAUUUAA